Molecule: messenger RNA, 309 nt
Organism: Staurois parvus
Lineage: Eukaryota; Metazoa; Chordata; Amphibia; Anura; Ranidae
Source: the annotation of a GenBank genome assembly
AUGUCGAAAGCAACUAAACGAAAACAUGUAGUAAAAGAGGUUCUACUGGAAUAUGUCCAGCCUACAGAGAAUCAGCGCAUAGUAAAGGUUUUAGGCAGUCCUGGAAAUAAUCUCCAUGAAGUAGAGACUGCAGAGGGCGAGAAGUUUUUAGCUAGCAUGCCCACAAAAUUCAGGAAGAACAUUUGGAUCAAGAGAGGAGAUUUUGUUAUUGUCGAUCCGAUUGUUGAAGGAGAAAAGGUAAAAGCUGAGAUAUCCUUUAUCAUCUAUAAGGAUCAUCAAAGACUACUAGAAAAAGAAGGCCUCUGGUAA